This is a messenger RNA of Balaenoptera ricei (Rice's whale), 405 nucleotides long. Its product is annotated as adenosine 5'-monophosphoramidase HINT1-like. The record is from RefSeq and is a predicted model, not a curated record. Gene Ontology annotation, biological process: purine ribonucleotide catabolic process. Gene Ontology annotation, molecular function: hydrolase activity. Lineage: Eukaryota; Metazoa; Chordata; Mammalia; Artiodactyla; Balaenopteridae. Gene Ontology annotation, cellular component: nucleus; cytoplasm. The transcript has 2 exons. Bases 1 to 405 code for a protein of 134 amino acids.
AUGUAUUACUUUAUGGAUGUGUCAGAAAGUAGCGUUUGGGCUAAGGCUCAGGCAGCCUGGCCUGGUGGUGACACGAUUUUUGGGAAGAUCAUUCACAAGGAAAUUCCAGCCAAAAUCAUUUAUGAGGAUGACCACUGUCUCGCUUUCCAUGACAUUUCCCCUCAAGCACCAACACAUUUUCUGGUGAUACCCAAGAAACAUAUAUCCCAGAUUUCUGCAGCAGAAGAUAAUAGUGAAAGUCUUCUUGGACAUUUAAUGAUUGUUGGCAAGAAAUGUGCUGCUGAUCUGGGCCUGAAGAAGGGUUAUCAAAUGGUGGUGAAUGAAGGUUCAGAUGGGGGACAGUCUGUCUCUCGUGUUCAUCUCCAUGUUCUUGGAGGUCGGCAGAUGAAUUGGCCUCCUGGUUAA